Messenger RNA from Esox lucius (northern pike), 1095 nucleotides. RefSeq names its product CD59 molecule (CD59 blood group) (gene cd59a). NCBI's taxonomy places the organism in Eukaryota, Metazoa, Chordata, Actinopteri, Esociformes, Esocidae. The record is from RefSeq and is marked provisional.
GUUUUUCCAAAGGGGUGUGGCUGGUGAUGCAUGUCAUUUCGCGAUCCAAAACACUCGAUGAGAGAUUGCUUUCGUUGUUUUCGAGCAAGCACGACGUGACAACAAAAAGCAAAAUGAGAAACUAUCUUGGAAUAUGCUUAGUCUCCUGUUUUGCUUUAUUUGGAUUGGGCUCUGCCAUCCAAUGUAUCAACUGCAUAGACUAUACAGGGAGCUGCACAAGCACCAAGCACUGUAACCUUGAGGAUGCCUGCCUGACGCUGAAAGAACGAGGGGGAGAUACGUAUCGCCAGUGCAUCAAAUACAGUGACUGCAACCAAGACCAGCUGACCCAGAUGUUCCCAUCUAUCUCCAAGUUCAACUUUCAAUGUUGCACCAGCAACCUAUGCAACGGAGCCACUUCCAUUGGCCCCGGCAAACAUUUGCUAGGCCUGUUUGCCUCGCUGGCAGUGAUGUGGUGGUGUAUGCACUAACCUCACCCCAAACUCACAUUUUCACUGCUCUAAUGCUGAAAUUAGACUCAAACUGAAGCCACUGCUAUAACGGCAGGCAGGAAGAUUUGGGCCACCGGCCCAUGCUGAAAUUCUGCCUUAUUAGUAUUAGCCUGAAUUACUGUUGAAUGCUGCAUUUGUGAUAUUACUGACCAAUUAUCCUUUGCACUAAAUUGCAUUUUAUAGUACUUGUGACAAUAACCAGUGUUUUUUACAAGUGCUUUUGCCAAGAGCUGAAGAAGGGAAGCCUGAUCCGAGCUGGUUUAGGCUUGAGUUUUAGUGGGUAUUGUAUUUACUUUUUUCAGUUACUGAGAUAAUAAAAUGCAUGUAAUUUAAAUUGUCCUUUUUUGAGUCUUAAAAAUAGAUGUUGGUCCUUAAAGGUUCACUGAUGUACAACACAUUUCUGUGACUUGAGUGGACAAAUUCUACAUCGCAUUGAAAAUGCAACUUCUGUAAAAUUCAAAAAAUUUUUGACACAUGGAAUUUGAUCCUUUUGGGAGAUAAAAUUAGCAGACAUUCUUCAGUUAGUUGAAAAAAAACCACUUGUUCUUGUCAAUGUUUUUGUUUACAUUGUACUGAAAACAAAAUAAAAGAAACCCAGAAUCAU